UACGGCGAGGUUUGAUUACAUCACUGAGUGUAUUAGCUUGUGUUAUGUAGCUUAGCUUGUUUGCUAACGAGCACCGAUAGCAGAAGAACAUGGAACACUUUAUGUUUUAUUUGUUUGUUUGUUUAUUUUAAAACAGUACACAGCCACAUUUAGUACAUCAAUGCAAACAGCUUAAUUUCCUGCACAUUGCUAACUACAAGACUUCAUCUGGUUUUGUUGUGGUUAUCAUCUGAUUUACAAGCUAAUGAACUGUUAUUGUUUAAUAGUUUGUUUAUUCGUUUUAUGUUAUGAAGGAAUGCUUCAUCCAUGUUGAUCCUGUGUCUUGUGAUUAGAAAAUGCCUUCAGCAGAGCAUGCGCAGAAGAGCUACCUUCCUCUGGCAGGACGUCCUGAUGGAUACAGCAACUAGUGCAUUCAUGUAUUACAAUAUAGUUUGUGUAGAAGGUGUUACUUCACUUUGUCACAUUUGAACAUGUCACAUCUAUGUUGAGGAAGUGUCUACAUUGUUCUAGAGCUGAGGCUUUGUAAAUUGUUAUGGUUGAGGUCAGGGAUCUUUGCGGCAGACUCAAGUUCUUCCUUCCACUCCAACAUCAGCAAACUAAUUGUUCACUUUGGAGUUUACUUUGUUAACCGGGACGCCGUCGUGUCCGAACAGGUGGAUCCUUUGUUUCCAGAGAAGGGAAACUGUCAUGGUAGCAUACAAAGACGUGUUACACAAAAUGUGUUACUUAUCUGCUUCAAACUAUGUGGCAACAAUUUGGGGAAGAACUACGUAUGGGUUUUAACGGUCAGGUUUCCAUAAAUGUUUGCUCAUGUAGUUUAUCUAUGGUGCAACUUUUUUUUUUUUCAUUGAAUCUGUUUCAUCUGUUCUUUUCUGGUCUGUUCGUUUUUAGGCAUUUGUCUUAGUAAUAAUAUCAAGAAACAGAAUCGGGUCAACAAAUUUAUUUCUGCCUGCGAUGUCGUGCUAAAAACUGCCAGUGAUCUAGAAGAAAUAAAGCCAAAUAAUAGAACAUAUCCUUAUGCUUAUACUCUGAAAUAUUUAGCUAUUAAAUUGAAGAAAUAACAAGAUAUUAGUGUGUAAAACUGUUCUGAGUGAUUACUGCAGCUGUGAGCACUCUGUGUUUGAGGGACACGGAUAUUUUGUUAUGUUUUUGAUGUUUGUUCAGUCUUCAUGUUCAUUUCCAUUUCAGAGUUCUUCCAGUCGCUUAUGAGGUUAAAGGUUCCCCUUUGAGAGAUCUCCUAAUCAUCAUAUUCAUAUGGAGUAGUAGUUCUAUGAAAACAGUAUUUAAAUCUUAAAUCUGCCCUACAAGCUUGUGUCUAAUCAACCGAGCGUGGGCCGAUAAACCUGUCAGUGCAUCUCUUUUGUUUUGUAGCGUUUAUUGUGUUGAGUUACGAUGCUUCAGUUUUCACCAUACAGAAAAUGUCAUUUAUUAAGUCCCUGGAUUUUUUCUCAUUUCUUUUUCUCACCCUUUUCCUGAUGGAUCCUUUAUUGCCCAUGUGAUAAGAGAAUUUUUGCAUUAUAAUGUUUUUUUGUUUGUUUUGCUAGUGUUAUGUGGUAUCUAAAGUUGGAGAUGUAAAGGGAAACAUAAAGGCAGUCAGCAUUGUUUAGCAUCCAGGAUAUGGAAGUACAUAAAUAAUGGAUGUGUCUGGCCCCGAGCACACAGGCAGUGUCUUAUUACAUGCAGUAGAGAAGUAGGGGAAAAAACCUUAAUUCUUGCAGUCCUGUUUUGUAGCUAGAUUGACAUGGCAUCCACAGUUUGAUCCUUUUACGCAAACCGAAGCAGCUUCACCGGACAUGGCUGUUAGGUGCAGCUUCCUUGCCUUUGGAUAUAAAGCAGUGGGUUUGGCCUGGUGAGAGUGACAGGUCAUGGCCAGUCAGUGCAGCAGUGUGGACUCGAGAGCCACGACAAGGCGUGUGGGCUCCGUCAACUCCACCCCAAUGUACACCCGCAUUGAUUCCUAUGAUGGCUUGGAAAAGAAGUGCAUCUCUGACCUCCGAAGAACCUUCUGCCUGUUUGUGACCUUUGACCUUCUCUUUAUCACUCUGCUCUGGAUCAUUGAGCUCAAUGUCAAUGGAGGAAUACAGGAACAGCUGAAAAAGGAGGUGCUCCAAUAUGACUACCACAGUUCCUUUUUUGACAUUUUUCUAUUGGCUGUGUUCCGUUUUGUCGCCUUGAUCUUGGCAUACGCUGUCUGUAGACUUCGCCACUGGUGGGCCAUCGCGAUGAUAACGGCGAUCACCAGUGGUUUCUUAAUUGCAAAAGUAAUUAUAUCAAAGCUGCUGUCUCAGGGGGCAUUCGGUUACCUGCUUCCCAUCACCUCCUUUAUCCUGGUGUGGCUGGAGACGUGGCUUCUAGACUUCAAAGUUCUACCACAGGAAGCCAUUGAGGAAAACAGGUAUCUAACAAUACAGAGUAUCUCAGAGACCGCUCCACUCAUCAUGCCAGGGCCUCACUCAGAUGGACCGUUCUACUCACCACCAGAGUCUGUUGCAGAUUCUGAUGAAGAUCUGGAUGACAAGCAGGACCUUGAGAAACCCAUCGUCUAGCAGGUGUUAGAAGGUGCACGUGUAUUGGAAUGUUCAUUAAGGCUGGGUCUCUGGGUUGCUCAGGAGUAAUCAGUACUGUGCCAGCUUUAAGGUCUCGGCGUGUGCGACCCUACCUUGAGCUGCAUUUUAAUUUCUGUGGGUUAUCUUCCAAGUGAUCUUAACAGCCACUCUUUUCCCAAGCUCUCUCUACUGUAACCCGUUUACACAGAACAAGUCAAUGAGCAUCAUGUUCAGCCAAAAUGGUGUUUCUAUAUUGCCUUUUGAUUUGCUCCUGAACAAAUAUCAAGGUUUAAAACGAACAAGUGUUUGCAUUUGCUUUUCCUGCACUUUGAUAUUUUCUCGAUCCACUUUUGUUUAAGGCUCUACAAUAGCAAAUGGCAGCAAUUGUGACUUCCUGGUGUCUUAUAUAACGAGGGCUGUAGACUCUUCUCAAUGCUUCUUGGGUUUAUAUAAUAUUUAGAUCACUAAAAUAAUCCUUAAUGUGUAAAUGUUCAUUAACUGGGGCUGUGACUGCAAUACCACAGAUUAUUUGGGGUGUUCAGAAUCGUAUUUAUUUAAAUUGUUCUUCAUGCUGUUUUAUUCAGUCACUAUUUUAACGUUUGCUGUCAGUCCUUGUAAACAUGUUAUAGGCAAUUAUAUUUUACCUGUAACAGGUUUGGGACAGUUCGCUUUACACAUAGAAUAACAUGCACCAUAAAGGGCUCUCAUGAUUCUGCAUGAUCAUCAGAACGAUCAUUUCACAUGCAUGUUGUCUGCCAGUAGACAUUACCAAAUACCACACGUGCAUUUAUUCAUAAGAAACUUUUUUAAGCAGUUGAUUUUUGAGUUGAUACUUUAGGCAAGAUCUUUUUGUAUGUGAGGGCUGUGUGAAACGAUCAGCCUUCGAGAUUUGGAAAUCAUUUUGUGCCAUUCUGCUUUUUUAUGUUAAAUCAUUAGUUUUAAUUAAAGUUUCUUUUCAUUUCA
Tachysurus fulvidraco (yellow catfish) is the source of this 3509-nucleotide messenger RNA. RefSeq names its product STARD3 N-terminal like (gene stard3nl). The transcript is spliced from 8 exons. The coding region runs from base 1866 to 2546 and encodes 226 amino acids. The record is from RefSeq and is a predicted model, not a curated record. NCBI's taxonomy places the organism in Eukaryota, Metazoa, Chordata, Actinopteri, Siluriformes, Bagridae.